Serendipita indica DSM 11827 is the source of this 1221-nucleotide messenger RNA. Lineage: Eukaryota; Fungi; Basidiomycota; Agaricomycetes; Sebacinales; Serendipitaceae. The record is from the annotation of a GenBank genome assembly.
AUGAGUGACGACUUGAACGCGAUCAACUUUAUGACUGGCUCGCCGCUCAAUCGAUUCGGCUGGCUACGAACGUCUGCACGAUUUAUCAAUGCCUCUGCCUCGUCUUCACGCGCCCGAUGGCUGCUUUUCCGCUCGGGAGACCCGUUGAUCGUGAAAUCGUCUGGUGCACCUCUUGCACUCUCCACCAACCGCGUCGAGCGUCUCUUGGGUCCACAGCCUUUUUUUGGUCAAGGACAAGUCGAUGGCGAGCUCGCGUCUCCUGAUAUCAAAUCCUUGCAGAGCGCGCGAUUACGAGGUCCUAUUGCCAUUUUCCUUGGUGUCCUCGAGACGAAGAAUGCGGCGAAUACAAGCGUGACGGAACAAGACCAAGAUGUGAUCAUUGACGAGGUCAAAGGGGAUGCAUACUUUGCACUCGAUGUCACGAAUAUCGACAAAGAAGUCUUGUCCGUGCUACAAGAUGAUGUUGGCGAGGACGCGGCGUUUGCGUCUGCACGAGGGGCGGCGAGUGCGUUUGAUAAGACACAGGCGGCAAUGUUUGCCGGUGCACGCGCUAUGCUCGAGUGGAAUUCGAGGAACAAGGCGAUUUUGCGCAGGAUGUGGAUCACCUGUGUAUUCGAUUUGGGCUGGAUGGAAACUUGCGUGCUCGAGCUUGCUUCCUUGGGCGGAACCUCGUUCCCCACCGUGUCCGACGAGCAUCCGAGGACGGAUGCAGUCGUCAUUACGGGUGUGAUUGACCAGACCGGCGACAAGAUUCUUCUCGGGAAUAAUAAGAAAUUCCCUGGUGUCUUUUACUCGACGCUGGCCGGGUUUAUCGAACCUGGAGAAAAGUCGGGUGUCAAAGUGUACGAUGUGGUUUAUCACUCUACACAACCGUGGCCCUAUCCGAGCAAUCUCAUGGUCGGCUUCUAUGCACGAGCCGACUCGAAUCAACCAAUAGUCCUGGACCUCGACACGGAACUUGCAGACGCAAGGUGGUUUACACGUGAAGAAGUACUAGAAGUACUCGCGCAUCCAGAUGGCACCAAUCUCGGUGCGCGGGAUUACCGCAAGCUGGACAACAUUGUCUCUGGACAAACGACAGAUCCUAGUGCAUCGCAAGCUGCUACAGCCCCGCCGCAAGAGAAACCAUCGGCGCCUGGACCAAAGUUUCGCGUUCCGCCACCCACAUCCAUUGCAGGUACUCUCAUUGCGACUUGGGCGUAUGGAAAGGCAAAACUGUAA